Molecule: messenger RNA, 2193 nt
Organism: Cladophialophora psammophila CBS 110553
Lineage: Eukaryota; Fungi; Ascomycota; Eurotiomycetes; Chaetothyriales; Herpotrichiellaceae
Exons: 5
Coding region: 1-2193 (730 amino acids)
Biological process (GO): DNA-templated transcription
Cellular component (GO): nucleus
Molecular function (GO): zinc ion binding; DNA binding
Source: RefSeq, a predicted model, not a curated record
AUGCCUGAUUUAUCCCAGUACCAGACCGUCUUCCGGAUCGCAAAACCAAACUCUUCUAAACGAUCCAGCCAAGCAGGUAAACGCAAGCAUCAAGCAAAUGGCUUCCAGGGAAAUUCUUCUGGCAUCUCUGCUCCCGACCACAACGGUAGCCUCAGCAAUGAAGACAACAUCUCCAGGGCUCAGUCUCGGCUGCAGAAACUCGAAGAAAUGGUGACUAUGUUGAUGCAGGCAAAUCAAGGACUGGCUGUGCAAGAUAGUCGGGCGACGCCUCCGUCUUCCGACGACAGCCUGCGCAGUGGGCCGACAAGCGCAAAUCCCGUCACGGCUCUAGGACCAUCAACGGCCGAUUCGUCCUCGCUGGCGUUAGAUCCGCCUCCCAAUGGCCAUCUCGACAUCAGAGGUACGGAGACUAAAUACCUUGGGGCUACUCAUUGGGCUGCAAUUUUAGAAAACAUCAAAGAUAUUCAGGGUUGUCUGGCACCGGAGCCAGAUGGGACAGAGAAUGGAGACUUCUUAAAUUACAGGGAUGACCCUGAUAUCCUCCUCUCUAAUUCGCAGCUUCUGACCUUGGCUGAGGUUUGCAAUUCGUUGCCUCCCAGGCCUGUGGUGGACAAACUGCUUUCAGUUCAGUUUAAUGCACGAUAUCUGCACAUAUCAUUCAUCCACAAACGAAAAUUCUUACGAGAGUACGAGUCAUUCUGGAAAAAUCCCGCCUCAGUCUCUUUUCUUUGGAUUUCGAUGCUCUUUUCGUCCCUCCACCUUGGCGCUCGAAUCUCACGGCCCGAAGAGCAAGAUUAUUUUCCGUCACUUAAAGAAGCUUCGGAUCUGUUCUUGAUGAAUGCAGGUCGAGCUUUGGUAGCUGGGCAUUAUCAAAAGGCGCGACCCUACAGUGUCGAAGCUGUGAUGCUCUACGCUAUCUCCAGGUUCUUCCAACAGCAUGAGUCCGAGACUGAGCCAUGGCUGUUGAUGGGCGUGGCUGCUCGUCUCGCUUUGAGGAUGGGAUAUCAUCGAGACCCGAGUCAUUUCUCUCACAUUUCCCCGUUUGAAGGGGAAAUGCGUCGGAGGACAUUCUCCACGGUCCAGACCUUUGAACUCCUUCUCUCCUUCCAGGCAGGACUCCCAGCCAUCAUCCAUGAAGAAGUCUGUGAUACUGCACCUCCCAGCAACCUGUUCGAUGAAGACUUUGACGAAGCCUCCACGGCAAUUCCGCCGUCGCGACCGCUCACGGAUCCAACGCCGAUGCUUUACUACUGUUAUAAGGGCCACCUCGCGCAGGUUUUCAGAAAAGUGGCGCGGCAAGCCUUGUCACCACGAGUUCCAGCCUAUGCAGAUGUCUUGAGCCUAGAUGGCGAGCUCCUCAAAGUUCGCGCUGAGAUACCGCCGAGCCUUGAAUGGAAGUCUCUCAGCUCUUCUGUCACAGACGAGAUUCAUAUAAUCAUGCACCGUCUCAGCCUUGAGCUAGUCUAUCAGAAGGCCAUGAUGAUCCUUCAUAGGAGGUAUCUGAGUCAUGAUCGGUUGAACCCUGCCUUUGAAUACUCGCGGAAUGCCUGCACCACUGCGAGCCUUCAAGUGUUGCAAUACCAAGCGGAGGUUUACCAAGCAGCCCAGCCCGGAGGUCAAUUGCACCACGAUCAAUGGACGUCGUCUAAUCUGGCGAAUCACGACUUCCUUCUUGCAGCCAUGAUCACCUGUCUUGACUUAUACGAAUCCCAUCGGCACAGUAGUACAAAACUCUUGUCAGCCUUGGACUUGGACGCUCAAAGGAUGAAGUAUGACGCGCUGAAAAUCUCACAUGACAUUUGGCAAUCGCGAAAUUCAAUCUCAUCAGAUGCGAGGAGAGCAUCAAACAUUCUUGCAACCAUGCUCUCAAAGGUACCUAGGCCAGGCUUCCAGAAGAAGGAAGAAUCGAACGGAACUCACAUUGCAAGCACCGACAUAUCUCAGCCGUUGUCGGAGGUAAGCUUGGAUGGAGGAAGUACUGCAAACGUCAGCAGGGAUGGAUCAGUAGGUGAACCCUUGCCAUUGAAUGAGUCCGCGAUCCCCAUAUCAAACAAUGGGCAUUCGACGACCCAGGAUCAGGCAUCUCAGGAACUUCUGGAUGCGAUUUUUGCCGAUUCAGACGUGGUCGACUGGAGCAUCCUCGACCAGUAUAUCCAGGAAGGCGCAACACCGAUGAGGUCGUUCGACUUUUGA